Molecule: messenger RNA, 1187 nt
Organism: Glossina fuscipes
Lineage: Eukaryota; Metazoa; Arthropoda; Insecta; Diptera; Glossinidae
Product: mast cell protease 2-like
Exons: 4
Coding region: 372-1187 (271 amino acids)
Biological process (GO): proteolysis
Molecular function (GO): serine-type endopeptidase activity
Source: RefSeq, a predicted model, not a curated record
UAUGUGAAAAAAGUUAACUUCUUAAUUGAGGCUAUUUUUGAGAAGCGAAACCAUUUUUGCAAUUGCUUUUAAGAUGACCAUGAUAGAUGUGAAUAUGUAGAUCGUAGAGCAAUCACAAUCAACAACUUGUAAGCAAACCUUGAUAACAAUCUUGAACGUUUCAACAAGAGAGCGUCCACCGGCACCAGAUGGACAGAGAAAUGUAUGGACGCAGAUAUAUAUAGUCUCCUGCGGAGUAUUUCUGCGUGUUACAUAACGAAAGAAUGUAUCUAGUAUAGCCAUCUAUAGCAUACGUCCAUCGAUGUUGAUGAAGUAUAUAAAAAUAUAACACUAACGCUUGCGUUGAUUUGUUUCGACCAAAUAUAUUAAUAAUGCACACAAGAAGAUCUGCUGUCAAAAUCCAUCGAACACUCUUACUCGAAGCUUGUGGUGGUGGUGCUGCUCCAUCCUAUUCCAAUUGUCAGCUUCAAAGUAGUGAUGUUGAUGUCAAUAACAAAGAACGGCCGGAAAGACGAACAAAGGUCGAACACAAUGAGUUGCAACACUUAUUGGACGAAAGCCAGGCUCAAGCUCUCAAAGGACUUUCAAACAUCUUAACAAUUGAUAACUCAACGGUUUAUUGGCGUUUACAUGCGACGGGAAAUAUCCAAAAGGAGGGAAUCGACGGAAAAUGUCAUCCCGAACCGUUUCAAAAUUGCGGUUUCAUUGCCUCAGAUACUGAAAGACAAUAUUAUGCAAAUGAAUUGUCUGUGGUUAUCGGCACUACGGAUCGUUUGAAUCGCACUAAAACUACCGAACGCUUAUUAGUUUCGAAUAUUAAAGUACAUGAGAAGUUCUCACCGGAUGCAAUUUAUUGGGAUAUUGCUUUGAUGAUAUUAUAUAGAAAAAUAAAAUUGAACGGGUGGUCAGCAGCAAUAAUACCACUAGCAAUUAUACCAGCUGACAUUAACACAGUUUGCACCGUCUUAGGCUGGGGACGUUUCUAUGAGAAUGGACCCAAGGCGGAUCAUAUUGCUUAUGUAGAUAUAGCGGUAUUGGAUAACAGCACUUGCAUGAGACUUAUGCCACAUUUGGGCGAAGAACAAUUUUGCGCUGCCGAUAUUGAUGAUUUAUCGAAGGAUGCUUGCGAAGGUGACGUCGGUGGGCCUUUAAUAUGCGAUGGUAUCUUUCACUAUUCUGCUAUGUAA